AUGGUGAACGCAACUUCCUCUGGCCUCUCAUUUGGCCCAAUUCCGCUACCUCCCUCAGCCAAUCCAAAGUACUUCAAGGACUUUGGUAGGAAAGUUGAAGGGUUUGAUCCAGCUCAGAUGACUGAAGAACAGAAAGAAGAGAUCAUUGACAUGCUUUACAAACAUUCAGUCUUGCUAUUCAAGAAUCUUAAAGUAACUCCCGAGCAGCAAUACGAGAUUACACAUGCCUUCGAUCCAGCCGCAAACACAUAUGGCCACGGUAAUAAUAAGACUGGAAGUACCAAAUCGUCUAUCCUCCAUCCUGACCUAAAAACCAUACCUCGACAGCCUCAGGUACAAUUGAUCGGUAACGGCAAGGUUCCAGGAGAAUACGAGGGUUUGGAAAGUCCUCAAUUGAAACACCCACACCACAAGACUUUCCACAAAUCACCGGUCUCACAAGAAGAUGAAGAUAAGGGAAUCACUCGAUUCUAUAGAUGGCAUAUCGACGCUGCUUUAUACAAUCUCUCGCCACCUAAAGUUACAUCUUUGUGGGCCGUCAAAGUUCCCAAGGGAUCAGAGCAAAUCUGCAGAUAUGAUGAUGGAACAGGCGACGAAUUACCAGUACCUCUCGGUACGACGGCAUUUGUCAGCGGGAAAAACAUGUUUGAUGUCCUUUCGCCCGAACUUCAAUCUCUCGCUGUCCGUACAAAAGUUCGAUAUGCGCCCCAUCCAUAUGUGUGGAUGUCAAAAGCGCACGCGCUUCCUACCGGUCUCGGGAUCGAAAAUGAAGGACUCGAAAUGGACCUUGAGGAGCUCCCAGAAUGGGAAGAGAGUAAGAUUAAAACAUUCCCAGUGUGUUGGAAAAACCCUGUUACUGGUGGUUUACACGUUCAAGUUCACCCAUGUGGUGCUCAUCAACUCUUGAUCGAUCCAUUACCAUCAUCAGCCUCGAAAGAAAACGCACUCUACCCCCAAGGAGCACAUAUAACGGAUCUCACCACUGUGCGUGAGACAUUAUACAAGCUACAGCGACCUGGUAUCUCCCCGGAACUGGUUUAUCCCCAGGAUUGGGACGAAGGAGACCUGGUGUUAUUCCACAACAGAGGAUUAUUACACUCAGUUGUGGGAGCAUUCACGGAAGAACAAUUAAGGAUGUUCCAUCAGUGCAAUCUGGCAGCAUCAGAAGAUCCAGUCGGACCCGAUGACGAAGAUGUCAGGAAAUACGCUUGA
Kwoniella shivajii is the source of this 1212-nucleotide messenger RNA. RefSeq lists its product as uncharacterized. The record is from RefSeq and is a predicted model, not a curated record. Bases 1 to 1212 code for a protein of 403 amino acids. Gene Ontology annotation, molecular function: oxidoreductase activity. NCBI's taxonomy places the organism in Eukaryota, Fungi, Basidiomycota, Tremellomycetes, Tremellales, Cryptococcaceae. The transcript has 8 exons.